AUGGCCUCCCGAAAGCGCGCCUUAGCCGCCGGCGAAGGCGAGGAGGAGGGCGAGGCUGUGCCGGUCGCGGGUGGAUUCGAGGCGCCCAUCUUUGGCGCCCGCGUCGUUGGCCAGGUCACCACGCUGGCGCUCGAGGGCGAGGACGGCCCUCCGGCAUCGCUCCUGCGUGCCGUCGCAAGCGAUCGCUCGGGCGGCUGGUACGUGACGACUGAGCACUCGCUGCUGCAUGUGUCGGCGGCCGGGCGCAUCCACACCAUCGCGACCUGCGAGGAUUGCCGCGGUAUUGCCCUCAGCCCCGACGGCAGCGCGAUCGCGCUGUUUGUGGCGGAGUUCGGCGGCCACAAGAUCCGGCGGGUGGAGGUGGCGACGGGCGCUGUGAGCACGCUCGCCGGCAGCGGCGCCCAGGGCAGCGCGGACGGCAUGGGCGACGCGGCGCAGUUCUCGCGCCCAAUCGGCGUCGCCGUCAGCCCCGACGGCAGCGCGCUGUUUGUGGCGGACUUUGGCAGCCACAAGAUCCGGCGCGUGGAGGUGGCGACGGGCGCGGUGACGACUGUCGCGGGCAGGGGCACUGCUGGCAGCGCUGAUGGCGUCGUGGGCGACGCGGCCCAGUUCAAUGGCCCACACGGCGCCACCAUCAGCCCAGACGGCAGCGAACUGUUUGUGGCGGACUGCUGGAACAACAAGAUCCGGCGCGUGGAGGUGGCGACGGGCGCGGUGACGACUGUCGCGGGCAGUGGCACUACUGGCAGCGCUGAUGGCGUGGGCGGCGCGGCGGAGUUCUCGCGCCCAAUCGGCGUCGCCCUCAGCCCCGAUGGCAGCACUCUUCUGGUCCGCGCGGGAGGUUCUCUCCGCCAGGUCUGCGUGGCUGCGCCUCCUCCGCCUCCCUCCUUUGCGCCGCUCGUGGUGCCGCCCUCGACCCUCGUGGCAGACCUGAAGAAGAUGCGGGGCGACGCCAGCCUCCCCGACGGCAAGGUCACCUUCAUCGUCGGCGAUGACGAUGAGCGCAUCGAACACGUGAGCAAGAGCCUGCUCUGCGUGCGGUCCGAUACCUUCCACGACCGGGUGUUGCGGCGCGCGCGCGGGGCAGGACACCAAAACGGGUGA
This is a messenger RNA of Emiliania huxleyi CCMP1516, 1104 nucleotides long. RefSeq lists its product as hypothetical. The transcript is spliced from 3 exons. NCBI's taxonomy places the organism in Eukaryota, Haptophyta, Isochrysidales, Noelaerhabdaceae. The record is from RefSeq and is a predicted model, not a curated record. The coding region runs from base 1 to 1104 and encodes 367 amino acids.